AUGCAGAUUAUGACCAAACUUCUCGAAGAGGGCCAUGAGAUUUUCGCCUUGGAUUGGCUUGGUCAUGGACUAAGCGACAAACCUAAGCAUCACGAAUCUGUUACAUUUGAGCUGCACAUGCGGACAUUAAUUGCCUUUUUCAACCAUGUGCAACUCAAAGACGCCAUCCUAGUAGCACACAGUUGGGGCGGGUGUGUGGCUCUAUGCUCUAUUCCUCGUCUCCCUUCAUCAUCAUGCAGUGGCCUCUUUCUCAUCAACUCAUUCUUGCCGCAUCGACCUCACGAGAUGAGUCGGAACUGUCGUCUUUUAUAUGCAGUCUGGUUCCUCUUGAGUAGAGUCUUGGAUGGUUAUGUGUCUGAAUCCACUAUCACACGAUUCAUAUCUCCAGAUAUUUUGGAGGGAGACGUUGAAGGAUACGAAGCACCUUACCGGCACCUAUCCGCGAAUGCUAGACCUAGUGUCGAAGAUUUUGCAUAUAUGGGCACUGGAAUACCGCAUUUUCUUCUAAAAGAUCUUCGUGAGACACCGCUGUGGAAGAUAUUUGAAGCUAUUUGUGGUCCAAGGAACUUCAGUGAGCUGAGCGCGUUAGCGCUUCUAUCAGAGAGGGGUGACAAUGCGAGAAGUUACUGGCAAAGUCAACAACCAAGCAAUUUGCAGGAAGCUGCGGAGAGCAGACUCAAAAUUGCUGUUGUAUUUGGAGAACGUGAUCCAUUGGUCGAAAAUUACAAGGAGACCCUUGUGCGUGUCAUUGGCAAGAACAACAUGGCGGACUGGGCACCCGAUGGUAUCUGGCUCCAAAACGCAGGUCACUACCCCAUGGAAGAUAAGCCUGAGGAUGUUGCACGAUUGAUAGCUAGAUUGGCCUAA
This is a messenger RNA of Penicillium canariense, 867 nucleotides long. Its product is annotated as haloalkane dehalogenase family protein. Bases 1 to 867 code for a protein of 288 amino acids. The transcript is spliced from 2 exons. The record is from RefSeq and is a predicted model, not a curated record. Lineage: Eukaryota; Fungi; Ascomycota; Eurotiomycetes; Eurotiales; Aspergillaceae.